UCCCUUAGUCCCCUUCCGCAUACUUCCUUGCUCAGUUGCUAUAUCGGUUAUACUUCCAACAUAUCCCUUGGGGAGUUGACGAUCGGACCCUUGGUGCCUGUCGGGAUCUAUUGAUUAUUGAUUGACGUGGGUUGCCCUGGAUUAUUGUUCACGAGUUUUUGUCCGAGUUCUCGACGGCAAAACUUCCACUUUUGCCAGUUUUUUUUUUACCAUAUAUUCAACGUCCCGGGGCCUGUCGAGCAACAUUCCGGUGCCUUUCUACCACGCAUUCCGCGGCUGUGUCAGCGACGCACUGUUCCCGUCGACUGUCUCGUCAUACAUUUUUCAGGUCGCAUUAGGAAAUCAAGGGCAGCCAAUCGCCUUACAUGUUGAACUGCAUUCGACGCAUUGAGCUCUCCUGAUAUAUCCGCAUUCGAGUCAUAGAGGUAGUUCCUUUCCGUACUGUCCCUUUCAAAACGCAGUCCUGUCCACCUCACUUGCCCUCUUUAUGUGUGGCGCAUAGACGGUAGGCGAAAUCCAAAUCGUCACAAUGGCGCCCUCACUCUGGGAAAAGACCAAAGGGACCUCUAAAAAGGGCUUUGAUAAGGCAUGGCACACUCUCGACAAACUGGGGGACCCUGUGAAUCGCUUGUCCAAUAAGGUUGGUGCUGAAGCCUUCUGGCCGAUGACCCUGGACAGAGAAAGCGACAAGGCAGCUCGCAUAUUACGAAGCUUUUGCAAAGAUGGUUUCUACACCGAUGAUGAGGCCGAAAAACAAAGCACCGAUGCUGUGAAGAGUGGCAAAAUAGAUCGCCCCAAGGGCAAGCAACGAGUUAUAAAGAAGAUCCCCACGGAGGUCAUCCAGCGCGCUAAAGGUCUCGCCAUCUUUACCACGAUGCGUACGGGUCUCUGGCUCAGCGGCUCGGGGGGAAGUGGCGUCCUCUUGGCUAGAAUCCCCGAGACCGGUGAAUGGAGUCCUCCCUCGGGUAUCAUGCUUCAUACCGCCGGCAUUGGCUUUCUAGCGGGCGUUGAUAUCUAUGACUGCGUGGUCGUGAUCAACACGUAUGAGGCGCUAGAAGCAUUCAAGAAGGUUCGCUGUACAUUGGGCGGGGAAGUUAGCGCAGCCGCAGGUCCAGUGGGCAUGGGAGGUGUACUAGACUCUGAGGUUCACAAGCGCCGAGCUCCCAUAUGGACCUACAUGAAAAGUCGAGGCCUGUAUGCAGGCGUCCAGGUAGACGGAACGAUCAUUAUUGAGCGCACCGACGAGAACGAGCGUUUCUAUGGUGAGCGUAUAUCCGUGACAGAUAUCUUGGCUGGGAAAGCAAAACGUCCUCCGACAUCGAUUAAAACCCUCAUCCAGACCGUCAAGGCGGCCCAGGGCGAUAAGGAUGUCGAUGAAAGUCUGGUUCCUGCUCCCGGAGAACCAACUCCUGGGGAUGUAGAAGUACUACCGACCUCUGGUAGUUCUUCUCCUCCUGGCAAGUUUGGAAUUCCGGCUCCGGAUGACCCGGAUCCUUUCGGCGUCAAAGCUUUGGAGGCCGAGGGUCUCUUUAUUCGCGAAGCCGGCACCAAAACUCGUCCACGUGUGGAUAGCUUUGAAUUUCGACCCAGCCCUAACAGCCCUAUCUAUUCGACCUUCCGCCACAGCGUUGAUAGUUCACCACGCAACAGUUGGCGGGCUAGUGUACAGAGCUACUCCAGCAUCGACAGAGGUACUCAAACCGACGAACCCCCACUGACGGCCCCGACUACUAUCAGCCGCGCCUCAUCCCGGAGUAAUCGAGAUUUUAUGGAACGCUCGGAGAAAAACCCAUGGGAUCACGAGGAGCGUGGAUGGGAAACUAUUAUCCCAGAGCACCCAGUGGAGCACUCUCACAAUGCCACCCAUGACGGCGACGAUGGCCUAGUGGACGAUGACGUUGAAAUACACGAGGUCAGCAGUGUCACAGUCACGAAAUGCGACAGUUUCCCUUCUUCGCCCGUUGAAGAUUUGACCUCAACGAGCCCCAAGCGUCAGUCACCUACCUUCACUCGUGCACGAUUAGUGACAAUCCCCAAGAGAACUCCUCCUGCAUUGCCGCCGCGAAAUCCCUACCGGGGAGGCUAUGGCUCAAUGUCAACUCCAGUCUCACCUACUGCUGGUCCUCCGUCUCCUAGCAAGCGGUCUGUGGUAUCGAGCUUGGGAAUGGCGGAUCUAAACAGCUUCGCAGAGCUGCCUCUGGACGUAAAGAUCGACGCGUCUAGUAUUUCAUCUACUGAGGCUUCUCACCUCCAUCAGAAUGACAAUGUCGACAAGGAUGAAUUUCAUUCUAUCUCGACCGUCGGCACAUCCGACUCGGCGUCGGAUGGGGGCUUCAGUGCCAAAGAUGCUUCGGUCACCGGCACUAGUCCCUCGAAGACCGAAGACACUUACCACACUUUUGAUGAUAUAACCGGCAACACCCUUUCCAAGCUUCAGCCUCGUCACCCAUCAGACGUCGCAAAACCAACCGCCACGGAAUUAGAACACUCAACAACCAUCACCGAACAUCACUACAAAUCUGCAAUGCAUUCUUCACUUGCCUAGACGCUCUACUCCCCUCAUCGCUCCCUCCGUUCUGCUGUACAUACUACCUGACAUACCUCCACCUGGAUGAUCGUCCCACUGUAUAUGGCGGCGUCGCGAACGUCACACUAUAUGUAUUCGACACCAGGCUUCACAUGCAUCCUCCUUUCUUUCCUCUUUCCUUCUUCUUUCUUUGUACCCUCUCAUCUUAUCUUAUGUAAUUUGCACCUACCCAUACAGCCACUAAAAUAUUGCUCUCUUGUUUGCUGUUGCUUUUAGCGUGCUUUUUGUGUUUAUUUGGAACAUGCGGAAUGGAACGCUUGGGCGUCAUGGGUUGUUUAUAUUUCUCGACUUGAUGAUUGGGGUGUUGGAAGUAUCCCUUGGCUAAGGGUUAACAUGGACAUGGACUAUGUUGGUUAUAUCGUUUUGGAUGUUUCUUUAUAUCCCCUUUUGUUACCUACUCAUGGCGGCGUCCCGAGUCGAAGUAUUGUCCUUAAUGAAACGAUUGUAUGUUGAAUAUAUACAAUCUCUUCCGAAUUUCCAUAAUACCGUAGCUCAUUAGAUCUAUA
Aspergillus pseudonomiae is the source of this 3093-nucleotide messenger RNA. RefSeq lists its product as uncharacterized. Lineage: Eukaryota; Fungi; Ascomycota; Eurotiomycetes; Eurotiales; Aspergillaceae. Gene Ontology annotation, molecular function: phosphatidylinositol binding. The record is from RefSeq and is a predicted model, not a curated record. The transcript is spliced from 2 exons. Bases 530 to 2545 code for a protein of 671 amino acids.